GGGCACUCGAUGCGUUCGCGCGGCACCAGCAGUUCCUACUCACGCUACAACAACAAUAACAACAACAACCAUGCAAUAACACAACAUUGCUACGGCAUUAACAAUGCAUUCGUAAAUGCACGUGCAGCAGCAGCACGGCGUUGUGUGGAUGCAGUGGCAUUACACUCGGAUGGUCAACGCGAAUGCUUGAUGCUCAAGUGGGAGAUCGCAAACUCUAGCGAGUUUGCGGCGACUGUCCGCUGCUUCUUCGUGUUGUCGUACGGGCGCUGAUGCAGAUCAACGGCGACACCUUCACAUUCAGGUGGUCAAGGAAGCAGACGGCCGCGUCAGGAACAAGCGGAGGGAAUUCGCACGGGACAAAAUCAAACAAAACACCCCUCCCCAGUGACCGCGGCGGGGCUCUGCGAUGUCCAUCGUCGCCGAGAGUGAAUUCGGCUGGCUGCUGGAUCACCUCGCCCACGUGAAUUCGGCAGCGGAGAGCACGGCGGAGGCGGACAGCCCGGCUUCGGGGUUGCGGUUCAACGCGGAGUACUUUCACCAGCCGCGCCCGCACAUCGCUGCCGGGGCCAGUGCGGAGACUGUGGCGUGCGGCGAGAGGCAGCUGGAGGACGGAGGAGAUGGCGCCAUCGCGCUGCUGGGCAGUACCGUUAAGAGAAAGCGCAAAAGAAAAAGGAACGACAUGAAUCAGGGGGAGAUUGAUGCCUUGGCUUACCACCAAACGAUCAGAGAUUUUGUGCUGGAGGGCUCGAGGAAUCUCGUAGACCUGGGACGUCAACGGAAUCUCCUCCUGCCUGGCACUCUCAUUCCGGGCCCUGUCGAGCCGUCAUCACCACGGCGACAUUGUCCCGGCACGGACUACGUCCCCGCUGGGGAACACGAACCGCGACGCGGCACCCAGGGCAACCACAGCAGCCGGGCUCCCGCCGCCGAGACGCCCAACGUGAAAGAAUCGGGAGGUGCAGCGGCACCGGCGAGCCGUGCCGGGUGUCGCGACGUCUGCUGCCGCGCCUGUCGCGACGUGGCUGUCGACGCGGAACCGGAUCCGCUGGCGGAACUGUGCGACGCCGACGCCGCCGAUGCCGUGGGAAGGGGGCGUCUGCCGGAGCGAGCGAGCGACGUACUGGUGCUGGAGGACGCGGGAGCAGGGACGACAGAGCUGACGGCCAAGACGGCAGUGGGCCGCGUGGUGGAAAACCGGCGGCGGGGGCCGAGCGUCGUGGAUUUUAACGGACACGAAUACGUGCUGCCACCCAGGUGCAGCUUCCUCCUGUCUGACGUCGCGCGACUCGAACCGCUGCUGCAGUAUGGGACGUUCGAUUUGAUCGUUUUGGACCCGCCCUGGGAAAACAAGUCUGUCAAGAGGAGCAAAAGGUACCGCGCGCUGCCAGAGUGGCAGAUCGCGCGUCUGCCGGUGCCGGCGUUGGCAUCUCCAGGCUGCCUCGUCCUCACCUGGGUCACCAACCGCCAGAGGCUCCUGCAGUUCGUCAAGCGGGAGCUGUACCCGUCGUGGCGCGUGAGCGACGCCGUGGAGUGGCACUGGGUCAAGGUGACGAGCCACGGGGAGUUCGUCUUCCCGCUGGACUCGCCGCACAAGAAGCCGUACGAGACGCUGGUGCUGGGACGCGUUGCAGCGACGCCAGACGUGGAGCGUCUCCCUGAACUCCCCACACGGAAGCUCCUGGUCAGCGUGCCCAGCAUCCUUCACUCCCAGAAGCCUCCGCUGCUGAACGUGUUGAGACCCUUCCUGGCGCCCUCUGCUCGGCGCCUCGAGCUGUUUGCGCGCAAUCUCCACCCGGGAUGCACCAGCUGGGGCAACCAAGUGCUCAAAUAUCAGCAUCUGCGGCACUACACGCACGCUUCUCCCUCGCGCAAAUAACGCCUGGG
Messenger RNA from Lethenteron reissneri (Far Eastern brook lamprey), 1884 nucleotides. It is a transcript of the gene METTL4, whose product is annotated as methyltransferase 4, N6-adenosine. Gene Ontology annotation, biological process: methylation. Gene Ontology annotation, molecular function: nucleic acid binding; RNA methyltransferase activity; site-specific DNA-methyltransferase (adenine-specific) activity. Lineage: Eukaryota; Metazoa; Chordata; Hyperoartia; Petromyzontiformes; Petromyzontidae. Gene Ontology annotation, cellular component: cytosol; nucleus. The record is from RefSeq and is a predicted model, not a curated record.